CCGUUGACACGUGCCGGGUUAAGUCCCAACCGGCGGACCGAAUGGACGCCAUCAAGAGGCAAAUCGCAUCUGCCUAUCCGGUGAUGCACGAGAAGACGCUUCAGUUGUACAUCAAGUUCCUGGAACACAAGCUCAAGUUUGGCACCGAAAAGGAGCUCAAGAUCUACAAGGGCAUGACCCUCAUCGACUUCGUCCAACGUCUAAUGACCAAGAGAUGCAUCUGGUUUCUUGGAGACGAAGACGAGUACUGCACAAUGGAACUCGAGGACGGAUCUGCCGGAUUUGAGGCAGUGGGAACAGAGAAUGAGGAGAAAGGACUAACCAUGAACGAGGUGCUCAGCUAUGACGAGAUUAAGCUGUCUGCCCUGAUGUACUUCUCCACCCGCACGGAGUUCAUCAACGACGGAUCGAAGGACAAUGCCGGCGAGAAGCUCUUGGACAAGAGUACUAUCGAGCUGGAGGGCGUGAUCAUUGGGUUGAUCGGAGCCCGUUUCGAAAGACCCUUCGUAAUGGAUUAUCAGGACAUAAAGAUAACCGAAGAACAAAACAUCCUAAGCCGAGGAUAUGGUGACCAUAAGAUAACAACCGGACCGAUAAAUCUUCGUCGCAUUUGGCGAGAAUUCUAUGAGGAGCCAAAGGACUUCCUCUAUGAUGAGUUCAGAGGUAACGAGAUUGACUUUCAGCGCUUUGAGAAGGUCAACGGGGGCUACUUCGAUCACCAGGUGAUGCGGAAACGGUACAGGAACACCUUUGAGACCCUGCUGCUGGAGGCGCAGGCCAGAGCCACCCGGGCACGGAAACUGGCCUAUGUCCAUGUGCUUCCCAUCGGCCUAGGUAUCUGGAAGGCGGCCAGACACCAGGAACGCACCUUCUUCGAGGCCUUCGAGGAGACCCUGCGCGGGCUGGGCGACCGCUUGAACCACAUCGGAGUGGUGCACUUCGCCUGGUUCCACUGCGCCCGUGUGGGCGGCCUCUACGAUGGUGCUUUCCUGCCCUUCGAUAAGCAUCCCAAGGGCGGCAUCAAGUUCAAAAACUCGCGUCGCAAUGGCCACGACAAGCUGCUAGAGGACAUGCUUCUGGUGGUCACGUAUGGCGGGGAUGGAAACGCCUUGCCGGGCAAUGAGUUUUGGGCUGGCUCGCUGCAGGGCGAUUCAGAUUCGGCCGCUGCCUGUUCCACCUUGAUGGCGGAGCUCCAGAAUCCUCACAUCAACAAAGACUACAUGAACGCCGCCAAUCUGCAUAUUGCCUCCUUGGAGCACGGCUUGCUCCAUGUUGGGGACUAUGCCAGGCUUUUGGGUGAAGAUAUCAAAGAACCUAAGAAGGAAAUUGAUGAAGAAACUGAGAAGAAACUUGAAAAGAAACCUAAGGAAGAAUUCAAGAAGGAAACUGAGGAAGAAUUUAAGAAGGAAACUGAGAAAUAA
Drosophila bipectinata is the source of this 1421-nucleotide messenger RNA. RefSeq lists its product as uncharacterized. NCBI's taxonomy places the organism in Eukaryota, Metazoa, Arthropoda, Insecta, Diptera, Drosophilidae. The record is from RefSeq and is a predicted model, not a curated record.